Scylla paramamosain (green mud crab) is the source of this 8340-nucleotide messenger RNA. Its product is annotated as mucin-2-like. The record is from RefSeq and is a predicted model, not a curated record. The transcript has 2 exons. The coding region runs from base 73 to 8028 and encodes 2651 amino acids. NCBI's taxonomy places the organism in Eukaryota, Metazoa, Arthropoda, Malacostraca, Decapoda, Portunidae.
CGAUUCUCACCAAACGCUGCUCGGGCUUUAGGGAAGGUACUCUCCUGUCGCCGUCAGCAGCACGCCGUCAGGAUGCCCGUCACGGCGCUGUGCCUGACGCUGCUGAUCUCCGCGGCAUCCGGGUUUUCCACAGGUUGCCGCUUGUGUCCCUCCUCCUGCCUCACCGUGCCCAGCGCCGAUGACUCCUGUCCCGUGUGCGUGUGUGACGGCGUGGCGUUGGCAGAUUGCCCCAGCCAGCCCCAGUCCUGCCCUGCCGGGUGUUCCAUCAGGAUAACACUUGACGGUUGCAGACAAUGCGAGUGUCCCUUUGAAGCAAGAGAGGAAUAUGAUGAGGGAAGAGGAAGAAAAACUAGUGAAAGUGAAAGUGGAGGAGGAGGUGGAAGUGGAGGAGUGUGCCCACCCCUCCCACCGUGUAAAUCCACCUGUCAGAAAAUUCUUGACGCCAGCGGGUGCCCCGGGUGUGAGUGUCCCCCCUCAGAGUGCCCCGCCAUGGCCUGCCACGAGGGAUGCACGGUGGAGCGCGGCGAGGACGGCUGCGAGCGGUGUGUUUGCACAGGCCCGGGAACCUGUCCCGCCGUGCCCGAGUGUCACCGAGGCUGCAUUGAAAUGGACCAAAACAGCGGCUGCUUCCUCUGCAACUGUACCGAGAUGGAAGACAACGCCACCACGCCCCGUCCACCCACUCCCGCGGGAAAGCGACCCGACAGCGCUCCCAACUCCCUGCCAACAGGCCUGAGUCUCGACCCUUUCGGGCACCUUGGUUUCACUCCAUCUUCCCUCGGAGGCUCCAGGCCGCAUCCUCAUAACAGGAGGCGUCGUCCUCCACCACGUCGAACCUUCGUCAGACUACCGCCAUCUCUACCCGGCACGCCGCCCUGGUGUUUCCGCCACCAUCCCUUCGGCUGCCCCCCAGGCUGCUUGACGGCUAUCACCACCCUGGGCUGUCGCAGGUGUUUGUGUGGUGCCGAGGCUUUCCUCUGCCCGGGAGUGCGCCGCUGCCUUAACCGCUGUCUUUUCCUGAGUCCCGAGGACCGCUGCUGCAGGUGCCAGUGUCGCCGGCCGCAGCAGCCACAGCCUAGUCCUUUCCCGUUUGGAAACCCCAGCGGACCGUCGUUCAGCCCCUUCAGUCCAUUCGGCCCUCUGAAUUUUCUACCAGAUCCUAUUCGUCGGGAGUUCAUGGGUCUGCCCUCCCACACACCUCUAGGAGAUAGUGACUCCACGGUGGUGAUCAGUUUUGGGCCAGACUCCACUACACGUUUCAUCUCCACUGGUUCAACUGAUGGCUGGCCCACCCCUCACCAUCACUCCCCAGUUGGACAGCGUCCGCACAGGCCACCUCCUCCUCCUUCCAGGCCUGCUAUAGAAGCGCCUCCACUUCACAGAUCAGAGCCCACACCUGUCAGCCCGACCCCCAGCAUCAACACAGUGAGUCACGUCACUCUCAAAGACCCCAAGCGUCCACCACCUGCUUCUGUCACACCUGCCAAACCUCCAAUAAGUGCCAAUAGCCCUAAUACAUCUGGUCCUAGAGAACCUAACACUCCUCAGUCUGAUUCCCGAGACCCUAACACUGCUCAGUCUAGUCCCCGAGAUCCUAACACUCCUCCGUCUGCUUCCCAAAACCCUGAAACUACUCAAUCUGGUCCCCGAGACCCCAACACAUCUAUGUAUGGUCUCCAGAACCCAGAUUCUCCUCAGUCUGGUCCCCAAGAACAUAAUACUCCUCAGUCUGGUCCCCAAAACCCUAACACUCUUCAGUCUGGUCCAAAAAACGCUGAUACUCCUCAGUCUGGUCCCCAAGACACUCCUCAGUCCCGUCCACAAAACCCUGAAAAUCCUCACUUUGGUUCCCAAAAACCUAACACUCCUCAUUCUGGUGUUCAAGACCCUAACACUUCUCCAGACAAACCCAAAGGCUACUAUUCUCCUCCAGCUAAUAAUGGAGACUCUAAUCCUACUCUGCCUAAUAACCAAGACCCUAAUCCUCCUCAUUCUGGUCCCCAAAACCCUGAUUACACUCAGUCUGAUCCCAAAGACUCUGAUACUCCUCACUUUACUUCCCAAGACUCUGAUACUCCUCAGUCUGGUUCCAAAGGUUCUAAUUACCCUCAGUCUGGUCCCAAAGACCUUGAUACUCCUCAUUCUGCUACCAAAGACCCUGAUACUCCUCAUUCUAGUCCCCAAGACCCUGAUACUCCUCAAAUUGGUCCCGAAGACACUGAUACUCCUCAGACUGGUCCCCAAACCCCUAGCACUCCUCAAUCUGCUCCCCAAGAUCCAAAUGCUCCUCUAGAUUACUCUCCUCCAACGAAUAAUGAAGACCCUGAUACUCCUCAGUCUGUUCCCCAAAACCCUGAUACUCCUCAGUCUGGUCCCCAGCACCCUAUUACUCCUCAAUCCGAUUUUCAAGACCCUAAUACUUAUCAGUCUGGUUCUCAAGACCCUAAUAUUCCUCAGCCAGGCAUUCAAGACAGUAAUAAAGAGUUGGGUCCCCAAGACCCCAGUACUCCAGAGUCAAGUUCCCAAGACCUUAAUACGCCUCAGUCUGGUCUCCAAGACCCUGAUACUCAGCCUGGUCCCCAAGAACCUAACCCUCCUCAGUCUGGUCCCAAGGACCCAUAUACUCCUCAACAUGGUUCCCAAGAACCUAAUGCUCCUCAGUCUGGCCCCCAAGACCCUGAUACUCCUCAGUCUAGUCCCCAAGACCCUGGCACACAUCAGCCUGGUUUCCAAAACCCUAAUACUCCUCAGUCUGGUCUCCAAGAUCCUGAUACUCCUCAGUCUGGUCCCCAAGACCCUAAUACUGCUCAGUCAGAUCCCCAAGAACCUCAUACUCCUCAGUCUGAUCCCCAAGACCCUAACACUCCUCAGUCUGCUCCCCAAGAUCCCAAUACUCCUCUAGAUAAGCCGAAAGACUAUUACUCUCCUCCAACUAAUAAUGAAGAGCCUAAUUCUCCUCAACCUGGUCCCCAAGACAAUAUUAUUCCUCAGUCAGGUUCUCAAGACCCUAAUACUCCUCAGCCAGGUCCUCAAGACAAUAAUAAAGAGAUGGGUUCCCAAGAACCUAAUAUUCCUCAGUCUGGUCCCCAAUACCCUGAUACUUCUCAGUCUGGUCCCCAAGAAUCUAAUACUCCUCAGUCUGUUCCCCAAGACCCUGACACUCCUCAGUCUAAUACCCAAAACCCUAAUACUCCUCAGUCUGGUCCCCAAGACAAUGAUACUCCUCAGUCUGGUGUUCAAGGCCCUAACACUUCUCCAGACAAACCCAAAGACUAUUAUUCUCCUCCAACUAAUAAUGAAAACCCAAAUCCUUCUCUACCUAGUACCCAAGAUCCUAAUAUUCCUCAGUCUGACUCUCAAGACCCUGUUACUACACAUUCUGGUCCUGAUAACCCCAGUACUUCUCAGUCUGUUCCACAAAAUCCUACUUUUCCUCAGACUGGUCCCUUAGACCCUGAUAAUUCUGAGCCAGGUUUUCAAGAUCCUGAUACUUCUCAGUCUGGUCCCCAAGAUCCUACUAAUCCCCAGUCUGAUCCCAAGGACCCUAAUACUCUUCAGUCUGGUCUCCAAGAUCCUGAUACUCCUCAGUCUGGUCCCCAAGACCCUGAUACUCCUCAGUCUGGUCCCCAAGACCCUGAUACUCCUCAGUCUGGUCCCCAAGACCCUGACACUCCUCAGUCUGCUCCCAAAGAUCCCAAAGCUCCUCUAGAUAAACCGAAAGACUAUUACUCUCCUCCAACUAAUAAUGAAGACCCUAAUACUCCUCAGUCUGGCCCCCAAGAUCCUAAUAUUCCUCAGUCUGGUCCUCAAGACCCUGAUACUCCUCAGUAUGGUCCCCAAGACGCUGAUACUCCUCAUUCUGGUCCCCAAGACCCUGAUACUCUUCAGACUGGUCGCCAAGACCCUGAUACUCCUCAGUCUGGUCCUCAAGACCCUGAUACUCCUCAGUCUGUUUCUCAAGACCCUGAUACUUCUCAGUCUAGUCCCCAGGAACCUUCUACUUCUCAAUCUGGUUCACAGGAACCUAAUACUCCUCAGACUGUUCCCCAAAAUCCUAACUCUCCUCAGUCUGGUACCCAAAACCCUAAUACUCCUCAGUCUGGUCCCCAAGACCCUGAUACUCCUCAGUCUGGUGUUCAAGACCCUAACACUUCACCAGACAAACCCAAAGACUAUUAUUUUCCUCCAUCUAAUAAUGACGACCCUAAUCCUACUCUGCCUAGUACCCAAGAUCCUAAUACUCCCCAGUCUGACUCUCAAGACCCUAAUACUCCUCAAUCUAACCCUCAAGACCCUGAUACUACACAUUCUGGUCCUGAAAACCCCAGUACUUCUCAGUCACGUCCACAAAACCCUACUAUUCCUCAGACUGGUCCCUUAGACCCUGAUACUUCUGAGCCAGGUUUUCAAGAUCCUCAGUCUGGUCCCCAAGACCCUAUUACUCCUCAGUCUGGUCUCCAGGAUUCUGAUACUCCUCAGUCUGAUCCCCAAGACCCUGACACUCCUCAGUCUGGUCCCCAAGACCCUAACACUCCUCAGUCUGCUCCCAAAGAUCCCAAAGCUCCUCUAGAUAAACCAAAAGACUAUUACUCUCCUCCAACUAAUAAUGAAGACCCUAAUACUCCUCAGUCUGGCCCCCAAGAUCCUAAUAUUCCUCAGUCUGGUCCCCAAGACGCUGAUACUCCUCAUUCUGGUCCCCAAGACCCUGAUACUCCUCAGACUGGUCCCCAAGACCCUGAUACUCCUCAGACUGGUCCCCAAGACCCUAAUACUCCUCAGUCUGGUCCCCAAGACCCUGAUACUCCUCAGUCUGGCCCUCAAGACCUUGAUACUCCUCACUCUGUUCUUCAAGACCCUGAUACUCCUCAGUCUGGCCCUCAAGACCCUGAUACGCCUCAGUCUGUUCCUCAAGACCCUGAUACUCUUCAGUCUGUUCCUCAAGACCCUGAUACUCCUCAGUCUGGCCCUCAAGACCCUGAUACGCCUCAGUCUGUUCCUCAAGACCCUGAUACUCUUCAGUCUGUUCCUCAAGACCCUGAUACUCCUCAGUCUGGCCCUCAAGACCCUGAUAUGCCUCAGUCUGUUCCUCAAGACCCUGAUACUCCUCAGUCUGGCCCUCAAAACCCUGAUACGCCUCAGUCUGGUCCCCAAGACGCUGAUACUCCUCAUUCUGGUCCCCCAGACCCUGAUACUCCACAGUCUGUUUCCCAAAACCCUGAUACUCCUCACUCUGGUCCCCAAGACCCUGACACUCCUCAGUCUGCUCCCAAAGAUCCCAAAGCUCCUCUAGAUAAACCGAAAGACUAUUACUCUCCUCCAACUAAUAAUGAAGACCCUAAUACUCCUCAGUCUGGCCCCCAAGAUCCUAACAUUCCUCAGUCUGGUCCCCAAGACCCUGAUACUCCUCAGACUGGUCCUGAAGACCUUGAUACUCCUCAGACUGGUCCUCAAGACCCUGAUACUUCUCAGUCUGGUCCUCAAGACCCUGAUACUCCUCAGUCUGUUCCUCAAGACCCUGAUACAUCUCAGUCUGGUCCUCAAGACCCUGAUACUCCUCAGUCUGGUCCCCAAGACCCUGAUACUCCUCAGUCUGGUCCCCAAGACUCUGAUAAUCCUCAGUCUGGCCCUCAAGACCCUGAUACUCCUCAGUCUGUUCCUCAAGACCCUGAUACUCCUCAGUCUGGUCCCCAAGACCCUGAUACUCCUCAGUCUGUUCCUCAAGACCCUGAUACUCCUCAGUCUGAUCCCCAAGACCCUGACACUUCUCAGUCUGCUCCCAAAGAUCCCAAAGCUCCUCUAGAUAAACCAAAAGACUAUUACUAUCCUCCAACUAAUAAUGAAGACCCUAAUACUCCUCAGUCUGGCCCCCAAGAUCCUAACAUUCCUCAGUCUGGUCCCCAAGACCCUGAUACUCCUCAGACUGGUCCUGAAGACCUUGAUACUCCUCAGACUGGUCCUCAAGACCCUGAUACUCCUCAGUCUGGUCCCCAAGACCCUGAUAAUCCUCAGUCUGGCCCUCAAGACCCUGAUACUCCUCAGUCUGUUCUUCAAGACCCUGAUACUCUUCAGUCUGGUCCCCAAGACCCUGAUACUCCUCAGUCUGUUCCUCAAGACCCUGAUACUCCUCAGUCUGGUCCCCAAGACCCUGACACUUCUCAGUCUGCUCCCAAAGAUCCCAAAGCUCCUCUAGAUAAACCGAAAGACUAUUACUCUCCUCCAACUAAUAAUGAAGACCCUAAUACUCCUCAGCCUGGCCCCCAAGAUCCUAAUAUUCCUCAGUCUGGUCCCCAAGACCCUGAUACUCCUCAUUCUGGUCCCCAAGACCCUGAUACUCCUCAGACUGGUCCUGAAGACCUUGAUACUCCUCAGUCUGUUCCUCAAGACCCUGAUACUCCUCAGUCUGGUCCUCAAGACCCUGAUACUCCUCAGUCUGGUUCCCAAGACCCUGAUACUCCUCAGUCUGGUCCCCAAGACCCUGAUACUCCUCAGUCUGGUCCCCAAGACCCUGAUACUCCUCAGUCUGGUCCCCAAGACCCUGACACUCCUCAGUCUGGUCCCCAAGAUUCCAUUGCUCCUCUAGAUAAACCGAAAGACUAUUAUUCUCCUCCAAUUAAUAAAGAAGAUCCUAAUGCUCCUCAGUCUGGUCCUCAAGACCCUAAUACUCCUCAGUCUGGCCCCCAAGACCCUAAUACUCCUCAGUCUGGCCCCCAAGACCCUAAUACUCCUCAGUCUGGCCCCCAAGACCCUAAUACUCCUCAGUCUGGCCCCCAAGACCCUAAUACUCCUCAGUCUGGCCCCCAAGACCCUGAUACUCCUCAGUCUGGCCCCCAAGACCCUAAUACUCCUCAGUCUGGCCCCCAAGACCCUAAUACUCCUCAGUCUGGCCCCCAAGACCCUAAUACUCCUCAGUCUGGCCCCCAAGACCCUAAUACUCCUCAGUCUGGCCCCCAAGACCCUAAUACUCCUCAGUCUGGCCCCCAAGACCCUAAUACUCCUCAGUCUGGACCCCAAGACCCUAAUACUCCUCAGUCUGGGCCCCAAGACCCUAAUACUCCCCAGUCUGGUCCUCAAUAUCCUAAUACUCCUCAGUCUGGUCCCCUAAACCCUGAUACUCCUCAGUCUGGCCCCCACGACUCUGAAACCCCUCAGUCUGACCCCGAAAACCCUGUUCUUGAAGACCCUAAUACUUCUCAGUCAGGUCCACAAAAACCUGCUACUCCUCAGAUUGAUCCCUUAGGCUCUGAUACUUCUGAGUCAGGCCCUCAAGACCCUGAUACUCCUCAGUCAGGUCCCCAAGACGCUACUAUUCCUCAGUCUGGUUCCCAAGACCCUAGCACUCCUCAGUCUGCUCCCAAAGAUCCCAGUGAUUCUCUAGAUAAACCGAAAAACUAUUACUCUCCUCCAACUAAUAAAGAAGACCCUAAUACUCCUCUGUCUGGUCCCCAAGAUCCUGAUACUCCUCAGUCUGUUCCCCAAAACCCUGAUACUCCUCAGUCUGGUGAACAAGACCCUAAUACUCCUCAGUCAGCUCCACAAGACCCUAAUAUUUCUCCAGACUCUGAUCCUGCAUUAACUAAUCCCAGAGAACCAGAUCUAUCUUCAACUAAUCCUGAAGAUCCAAAUCCUCAAGAUCCAAAUCCUCAAGAUCCAAUCUCAUCUCCACCUAAUCCUAAAGACCCUAUUACAACUUCACUUAACCCAAAGGAUCCUAACACUUCACCCAAUACUUUAGACCCUGAUUCACCUAACCAUCCUAACUCACCUUUACCCAAGCCUGGAAACCCAAUCAUAUUUCCCUCCGAUCCUCUCCCAGCUGAUCCCUUGACUCCCUUUGAUCCAAGAGACAGCGAAGAUUCAGAUUUUGACUCCCAGAAGCGUAGUCCUCUUCCACCUGCAGCUAAAGGUUUUAAUCCUACAAAGUAUUACGCUCCACCUAUUCCUUUACAACUUAAUCCUUCUCCACCUGAACGGAAAGACGUGGACUCGCCACUCACUGAAAGCUCCAUCACGUGGAUCGUUGUGACAUAGUUCUCUCUCUCUCUCUCUCUCUCUCUCUCUCUCUCUCUCUCUCUCUCUCUCUCUCUCUCUCUCUCUCUCUCUCUCUCUCUCUCUAUCUAUCUAUCUAUCUAUCUAUCUAUCUAUCUAUCUAUCUAUCUCUAUCUCCAUCUAUCUAUCUGUCUAUCUAUCUGUCUAUCUAUCUAUCUAUCUAUCUGUCUAUCUCUCAGUAGUCUGGUGUUUUGUGCUGUCAUGUUGUCAUACUACUGUGAUUAUCAACAUGUGCUUUUCUUCAAUGUUUUUAUUCUAAUGUAUUUUAUUCUGGGCAAUAAAAUUAUGAAACAA